AUGACUCGGAGGGCUACCACCAUUAAGGACCUGGAAGAGAAACUGCGGGCUACGCUUAAAGAGCUGGAGAAAACAAAACAGCUGUGCAGCCAAUUGCUCCAAGAACGGGAUGACAGUGAGGUUGAAGUCAAAGUUAUAGUUGACAAAAACACUUCCCUCAAGAAUGAGCUUGCUGAACUGCACAUCCAGUAUAUGGAUGUAUUAGAUCAACACAACCAGAUGCAGUACACCAUCUCCACAUUUCAAGAGUGCAGAGACACACAUGAAGCUGCGCUAAAACGAAUAUCUGCAUUAGAGUCUGAACUGUGUGAUGCCCAUAAUUUAGUUUCUUCUUCGCAGAAAUUAAAUAAAGGACAUAAGCCUAAGACUAAGACAAUGAUGACUCGGAGGGCUACCACCAUUAAGGACCUGGAAGAGAAACUGCGGGCUACACUUAAAGAGCUGGAGAAAACAAAACAGCUGUGCAGCCAAUUGCUCCAAGAACGGGAUGACAGUGAGGUUGAAGUCAAAGUUAUAGUUGACAAAAACACAUCCCUCAAGAAUGAGCUUGCUGAACUGCACAUCCAGUAUAUGGAUGUAUUAGAUCAACACAACCAGAUGCAGUACACCAUCUCCACAUUUCAAGAGUGCAGAGACACACAUGAAGCUGCGCUAAAACGAAUAUCUGCAUUAGAGUCUGAACUGUGUGAUGCCCAUAAUUUAGUUUCUUCUUCGCAGAAAUUGUGGGAGAGCCAUUCUUCGGCACGAAUGUGUCUGCUUGAAAGGAAUGAUACCACGGCCUCACAGAAAACCGAUGUGAAACAACCAUAG
Spodoptera exigua (beet armyworm) is the source of this 810-nucleotide messenger RNA. Lineage: Eukaryota; Metazoa; Arthropoda; Insecta; Lepidoptera; Noctuidae. The record is from the annotation of a GenBank genome assembly.